Messenger RNA from Solea solea (common sole), 1475 nucleotides. RefSeq lists its product as uncharacterized. The record is from RefSeq and is a predicted model, not a curated record. The transcript is spliced from 2 exons. Gene Ontology annotation, molecular function: DNA binding. Bases 66 to 1214 code for a protein of 382 amino acids. NCBI's taxonomy places the organism in Eukaryota, Metazoa, Chordata, Actinopteri, Pleuronectiformes, Soleidae. Gene Ontology annotation, biological process: DNA integration; DNA recombination.
AUGGGGAAUCACUGUAUGCAAAACAUGGUCGUGUGAAGUCCAAGCACAACUAUAUAUCUCAAAGAAUGAGGGAGCUUGGUAGAUUCAUGUUGACUGCCAAAGCUAUGGACAGUACUGUGAGGACUUUGGAAGACAUAUGUGUCCCCAAGAAAUUUCUGCUUGUGGUCAAUGCAGCCAAGAAAUUAACAGAAUUCAGUCCAAGCAAAAAUGAAUAUGGGAAACCCUCAACAGCAGUGAGAGUGGGAUUCUGCCUGAAAGGAGCAGUGGAGGUGUUGAUUGGGCAAAGUCUCAUGAACGAUGAUGACCUGGCAGAAAAAAAGGCAAAAAAGUUUUUGGAGCUGUUGGAAAAAAAUUGGAAAACUCAUGUUGCGGUAUCUGCUCACCAGAGCAUGCAGGAGAAGAGGUGGAACAAACCCGAUGACAUUCACCUCACAAAAAAUGUCAUGGCACUUAGAGAUCAUCUCAGGAUGGUGGAAGACAAAGCCAGAGCUGAACUGGAGCAGCAGCUGAGUUUGACUGCAUACAAGGUGUUAAAUGAGAGCAUUCUGGCACAGCUGAUUGUUUUUAAUAAGCGUCGUGAAGGAGAAGCAUCGCGCUUGACUCUCGAAGCCUACAAAAAAGUCAACACUAAUCCUAUCAAUGAGGACAUUUACAGCACUCUGUCUCCUUUAGAGAAGGAACUGAGCAAACAGCUGACUCGCAUCGAGGUCCGAGGAAAAAGAGGGAAGAAGGUUCCUGUUUUUUUCACACACAGGAUGAUGGAGUCAAUCCAAGUGUUGUUGAAAUGGAGAGAUGAAGCUGGUGUUCCCACUGAAAAUCCCUACCUCUUUGCCAGAGCUGGUGUGCUGACGAACAUACGUGGCUGCGACUGUCUGCGGAAAUAUGCAGAGGAGAGCAAAGCAGAAAACCCUGAGCUCCUCAGGUCAACUAAACUAAGAAAACAGGUGGCCACACUUUGCCAGCUCCUGGAUCUUGACGAACAAGAGCUGGAACAAGUUGCUCGGUUCAUGGGUCAUGACAUCAGAGUUCACCGGGACUUUUACAGACAGACUGACAAAACCUUUCAGAUAGCAAAGAUUAGCAAGCUUUUGUUUGCUAUGGAACAAGGCAGUAGCACCUUAACAGGGAGGAACUUUAACACACUCCAUCCCUCUGUGUCUGGUAUGUAUGUACACACACUGUUGUUUUUAUGUACACACCAUGUUGUUGUGUAACAGCUGUCUGUGUUGUUGUUUUUUGUCAACACCUAUAGCUGGACACUAGUUUGAUAAAUACACAAACUACAUAUUUCUACCUGUACAGAAUUGUUUCUUUAAAAUACUCUGUAUUAAUAUUUGACUGUUGGCUUUUUCUCAGGUGAAAGUCCCACACCGACACAGAGUCAUGUGACCUCUCCGAUAGAAACAGAUGAAGAGGAUGAAGAUAAAGGUCGUGACCUCUGUUCCCCUGCCCCCUGCAGUGAGGAUGAUGGUGAG